Molecule: messenger RNA, 1573 nt
Organism: Stegostoma tigrinum
Lineage: Eukaryota; Metazoa; Chordata; Chondrichthyes; Orectolobiformes; Stegostomatidae
Exons: 4
Coding region: 22-1017 (331 amino acids)
Source: RefSeq, a predicted model, not a curated record
ACAGGGACAGGAGCACGCACCAUGAUUUCAUAUAUCCAGCUGAUCUGGCCUCUGGCAUUCUGCGUCGCAGGUAUCAGUGGGGACAUCACCAUGACCCAGUCUCCCCCGGUGCUGUCAGUGGGACUGGGCCAGACCGCAACUCUCACCUGUACGGCCAGUCAGAGUGCCACUACGGAUGUUGAAUGGUUCCAGCAGCAAGAAGGACAGAAACCCUCUCUCCUGAUCUACAAUGCAGUAGCACGAUUCACCGGGAGAGAAGUGUCCAGCACACACUUUACCCUGACAAUCAGCAACGUUCAGAAAGAGGAUGUCGCUGACUAUUACUGUCAGCAAAGUAGGGCCUACCCUUGGCACAGUGAUAGAGAGCUGUACAAAAACCCCAAUACAGACAGCAACACCCCCUGCACUGACACAUAUCAAAAAAUAAAGUUCACAAAUCUCCUUGACCCAGCUGGAUACAACCCAGAGAGAGAGAGGGGGAGACAGAGUGCGAGAGAGAAAACAGAAAGAGAGAAACUGAGAGUGAAAGACAUGAAUGAAAAAGAGAAACAGAGAGGCAGGGAGAGGAUAAGAAUGAGUGAGUUGCAGAGAGAGACAGGGACAGUGGGUGUGAGUGACGGAGGGAAGCAGAGAGCAGAGGUUUAUGUACAGCCUCUGCACUGGGAGCUCUCACUGUGGUUUAUGUUCGGUAAAGGAACCAAGCUCAGACUGAGCUGUGACAGGUCUCAGCCCAAGCUGACCCUGCUGCCCCCCUCUCCGGAGCAGGUCCAGACCAAGGGCACUGCCACUCUCGUAUGCCUUGCCAAUCACUUCUAUCCUGAUGAGCUGGUAGUGCAGUGGAAGAAGGACGGUGCAGUCAUUUCAGACGGGGUUCAGACCAGCACCUACAGUGUCAGCAGCCUGCUGACCCUCUCUGGCUCUGACUGGGAGUCCAAUGCUCGCUUCUCCUGUGCCCUCACCCAUGUCACCCUCUCCUCUCCCCUCAGCAAGAGCAUCAGGAGAUCAGAGUGUGUGUAGUUGUUUGAGACAGUCCACAGAGGAGACACAACUUUAAACAGAACGGGGCUGAGCUGGCAGGGCAAAGGUCAUUGUCAGCACGGAACUUCAACUCGCUUCCUUCUUGGGUCUGGCUUGGAGACACAUCUGAGGUUCAGGCCUUAAGAUAGGUCAUUGGGACAGUGUAGAAAGAGCUUUACUCUGUUGCUCACCCCAUGCUGUCUCUGUCCUGGAAUUGUUUGAUGGGGAUAGUGUUGACUUGAGAUAACAAACAAAUGCUCUCGAAGUUGCUAAAGACUGUCAGUUUUACAAAAACAAUGUGAACCUCACAAGUCUCUGCUACAGUAAACCAGACCUCCUUCCUGCUCAGCCGCCAGUUCCAAUUUAAGGCUUUGUCACUGUUUAAAUGGACAGGAUUCUCAUAUUAUUGAGAAAAUCUUCACAAGUAUUUUCCUCAAGCUCCAUUGUGGUUGUGAAUUUGUGCAGCUUCCUCUGUCUGGGCUGUUAAUUACAAUGUUUUUUUUUCCUGUCUAAGUCAAUCUGGGAAAGGGAAUAAACAUGAAGAAGAUUCAGUCUC